AAAUUGUUUUAAUAUUAUUACAUUUCAGAUAAACUUUAAAUUGUCAUCAUUUGGCAAACAAUAUUAAAAAAAAACGAACAAGAAAAUAAUAAACUCAGAUAAAAAAAGUUUAUCAACAAAAACUACAACCAGAUAGACGACAGUUAUAAUUUAAAAAAGGAAAACAAAACUACACAAAAUGAUUGCGGGUUAUGGUCCUGUUACACAAGCUUUAUUGGGCACACUGCUAACAUGGGGCCUAACAGCGGCAGGAGCCGCCUGCGUAAUAUUUCUGCGAGGCAAUCAACGUAAGUCUUUAGAUGCCGCUUUGGGUUUUGCGGCUGGUGUAAUGAUAGCCGCUUCCUUUUGGUCGCUUCUAUCGCCGGCUAUUGAAAUGGCUGAAAAUUCUCAUUUAUAUGGCGUUUAUGCUUUUCUACCCGUCUCUGGAGGUUUUCUAUUGGGUGCCAUAUUUGUUUAUGGCUGCGAUAAACUAAUGUCUUAUUUGGGCUUAAACUCUUCAAAUAUGAUGAUACAAAUGACGCAGAGUAAUAAAGAUAAGGCGGAUAUUGCCAUGGAUGAUAUGAAACAUAGUCAGAACAGUGUGGGCAUUAUGGAUGCUGCCAAAAGUAUGGAUAGUUUUUCCGAUUGUUUAAGUGCCCAGCAUAGUCAUAAUGAACCAAGAAGACGUAAGAAGCCUAGUAUAGAUGUUGAACGUACCAAUCAUACUUAUGUGGCUACCGAAGAUGAGAGAACAAAAGCUGAAAGUGCUGUGGCUCAAUGGAAACGUAUUAUGUUGUUAGUGGUGGCCAUUACGGUGCACAAUAUACCCGAAGGUUUGGCAGUGGGUGUUAGUUUUGGUGCGGUCGGUUCUUCUAACUCUUCCACCUUUGAAUCAGCUCGUAAUUUAGCUAUAGGCAUUGGCAUACAGAAUUUCCCUGAAGGUCUUGCCGUUAGUUUACCACUUCAUGCUGCGGGUUUUAGUGUUAUGAGAUCUUUGUGGUAUGGUCAAUUAUCGGGUAUGGUUGAGCCUAUAUUUGGUAUUUUGGGCGCAGUAGCAGUAACAUUUGCCAGUCUUAUUUUACCCUAUGCCUUGUCAUUUGCGGCUGGCGCCAUGAUUUAUAUAGUAGCCGAUGAUAUUUUACCCGAGGCUCAUGCUAGUGGUAAUGGUACCAUUGCCACAUGGGGUACCAUAGCUGGUUUCCUAAUAAUGAUGUGUUUGGAGGUAACACUAUCGUGAUGUCGUCUAUUACUAAGCGUUUGUUAUGCGAAAAACAUUUUAAUUAAGUUUUUUAACAAAGAAUGUGCCGCUUUAAGCUACUUAGCCAUUCCUAGAAAAGUUUUUAUUAUUGAAAACUUUUCCAGUUAUAUUAGUAGUAGUAGAUUUUUAAUUUAAAAUUUGUAGUUUGUAUAUGUAUAUGUAAACUAUUUUUUAAUGAUAUUGAGAAGUGAUAAAGAAAAUGAAAAACUAUAUUGCAAGUAGAAAAAUUGUUUGUGAUAGCGUGAUGAGAACUUGUUCAAGAACUUUUUUUUGAGUUUUUAAAUAAAUAUGAACGAAAAUCAAAUUGUAAAUUUGAUAU
This is a messenger RNA of Lucilia cuprina (Australian sheep blowfly), 1556 nucleotides long. It is a transcript of the gene Zip48C, whose product is annotated as zinc transporter ZIP11. Gene Ontology annotation, molecular function: zinc ion transmembrane transporter activity. Gene Ontology annotation, cellular component: membrane. The transcript has a single exon. The record is from RefSeq and is a predicted model, not a curated record. Gene Ontology annotation, biological process: zinc ion transmembrane transport. Lineage: Eukaryota; Metazoa; Arthropoda; Insecta; Diptera; Calliphoridae. The coding region runs from base 179 to 1216 and encodes 345 amino acids.